Messenger RNA from Malassezia globosa CBS 7966, 690 nucleotides. RefSeq lists its product as uncharacterized. The transcript has a single exon. The record is from RefSeq and is a predicted model, not a curated record. NCBI's taxonomy places the organism in Eukaryota, Fungi, Basidiomycota, Malasseziomycetes, Malasseziales, Malasseziaceae. Gene Ontology annotation, cellular component: endoplasmic reticulum. Bases 1 to 690 code for a protein of 229 amino acids. Gene Ontology annotation, biological process: transmembrane transport; nucleoside metabolic process. Gene Ontology annotation, molecular function: catalytic activity.
AUGAGGUUGGGACUCUUUGUCGGCUGGCUGGUAUGGGGAUUAGCAGGCUUGGUCUCCGCUGCAAGUCUACUAGCACCUAAAGUACUUAUAGUUACUAUGUUUGAGCCUGAACGCAAUGCAUGGCUCGAUAACAUGCCCCUUUCAAGAAAUAUCAGCGUCCCUGGCUUGAGCCCCCUCUUUCCUCACGUAUCUUGUAAUCAUGACGGCGAAGUCUGUCUCAUUACUACAGGUGAAGGAGAAAUCAAUGCCGCUGCAUCACUGUCUGCUGUUGUGUACUCACUGUCGUUCGACCUGCGGAAAACAUACAUCCUUAUGAACGGUAUUGCAGGAAUCAGUCCAGACGCAGGUACACUAGGAAGUGUUGGUCUAGCUCGAUAUGCUGUGCAGGUGGGAUUGCAGUAUGGAAUCGACGCAAGACAAGCGCCAAAGAACUGGACUUACAGUUUUUGGAACUACGGCACGAUGAAACCUGGAUCUUACCCUCGCAACUUUUAUGGAACAGAAGUCUUUGAACUCAACUCUUCACUCAGAGACAGGGUCUUUGAGCUUGUCAAGAAUGUUAAGUUGAAAGACACAUCAGCGGUGAAGAAAUACCGCUCCACUUAUUCUCAGGAACGGGCCAAGGCGCCACCCUCAGUGUUUAAAGGUGACGUCACCACCAGUGAUCUUUAUUUCACCGGAAAGAUAUAG